AAUUCUGAGUGUUAUAGUUUAUUGCCACAAAUGGAGCCGAAUUGUGAGCACUACCAUUCCAAGAAAUAUGCCCUCUCCAAAUUCACCCUACAAAAACAAAAUUCAAAGAAACAAACACUCAUUUCUGGGUUUUUUACAUUCUAAAUUCGUCUAAACAAGAAAGUAUACACUGCAAAUUGGGCAAAGAUUGAGGGAGACAAAGAAAAUGACAGAGGAGGAGCAUUGGAAUACAAUGACUCAACCUCUUCAGAUUCAUCAACACGGAAACAAACUGUUAUAUUGGAAAUGGAAACACCACUGUUCGAUGGAAAAUCGUCGACGAACGAGGUGGUUCUACAUGACGCACCGUCGGCCGUGUUAGUGUAUGGUGACGGCGGCGAUUAUACGCCGGUGCAAACGUUUUAUGAUGUUAAGAAUAUGUUUUACCUUGAAUCGAUCAAAUUGUGGGCUAUUGCAGCUCCCAUUGCGUUUAAUAUUGUUUGCAAUUAUGGGAUUAAUUCGUUUACAAAUAUUUUUGUUGGGCAUAUUGGAGAUGUGGAACUCUCUUCUGUUGCCAUUUCUUUAUCAGUCAUUGCGAAUUUCUCUUUCGGCUUUUUGCUUGGAAUGGCUAGUGCACUCGAGACAUUAUGUGGGCAGGCCUUUGGUGCCGGUGAAACAGAUAUGCUUGGAGUUUACAUGCAGAGAUCAGGGUUAAUCCUCAUAGCAGCUUGUAUCUGCCUAUUACCCCUUUACAUUUUUUCAGUCCCUUUGCUAAAACUCCUAGGCCAAAGACAUGAUAUUGCGGAAAUUGCUGGCAGAUUCUCAUUGCAAAUUAUUCCUCAGAUGUUUUCACUUGCCAUAAAUUUUCCGACGCAGAAAUUCUUACAAGCUCAAAGUAAGGUGACAAUCCUUGCAUGGGUUGGGUUUGUGGCCUUCGUUCUACAUAUUGGUGUGCUGUUUUUGUUCAUUAAAGUUUUCAAAUGGGGAUUAGCUGGUGCAGCAGCAGCCUAUGAUAUUUCUGGUUGGGGAGUUGCUUUGGCUCAGGUUGUGUACAUUACAGGCUGGUGCCAAGAUAGCUGGAAGGGGUUAUCUUGGUUGGCUUUCAAGGACAUUUGGGCUUUUGUGAGGCUUUCUGUAGCUUCUGCGGUAAUGCUUUGUUUGGAGAUUUGGUAUUUUAUGAGCAUAAUUGUUCUUACAGGGCAUCUUGAUGAUCCAGUCCUGGCAGUUGGAUCCCUUUCAAUCUGCAUGAACUUGAAUGGAUGGGAAGGCAUGCUGUUCAUCGGAAUAAAUGCAGCCAUUAGCGUUCGUGUAUCUAAUGAACUCGGAUCUGGACAUCCAAGGGCUGCCAAGUAUUCGGUAUUUGUCACGGUUGUUGAAUCUCUUUUCAUCGGGAUAAUUAGCAUGUUGAUAAUAAUAGCAACUAGGGACAAGUUUGCUAUUCUUUUUACCAACAGUGUACAGAUGCAAAAGGGUGUUUCUGAUUUAGCUUACCUUCUUGCUGUAACUAUGGUGCUCAACAGUAUCCAGCCAGUUAUAUCAGGAGUUGCUGUUGGGGGAGGAUGGCAAGGACUGGUGGCUUAUAUUAAUCUGACUUGUUAUUACAUUAUAGGACUCCCUAUUGGAUUUUUUCUUGGUUACAAUACAAAUUUAGGGGUUCAGGGAAUUUGGAUGGGGAUGAUUUUCGGAACUUUCCUGCAAACUGUGAUUCUUUUGAUUAUUGUGUGGAAAACGAAUUGGAACGAGGAGGUGGCACAAACAUCAGAAAGAAUGCGAAAAUGGGGUGGACUGAAUGAUGAUUUAGAUGUAAAGUAAAAGAAUUCUGGAAAAAAGAGAUAUAUCAGUUUCUCUUUAAACUUAACUAGAAGUAUUUUGUAUAGGUACAAUUAUCCCAUGCCCGUAGUUUUACUAUGGUGGGAGAAAAUAUAUUUAGGACAUGUUUAGUGCGAUGUACGGAACAAAAUAGAUAAUAUAAUGAAUAAUAGUCUUUUUUCCCCCCAUCAACAAUGUUCAGAAUUUCA
This is a messenger RNA of Olea europaea var. sylvestris, 1997 nucleotides long. Its product is annotated as protein DETOXIFICATION 34-like. Bases 286 to 1791 code for a protein of 501 amino acids. NCBI's taxonomy places the organism in Eukaryota, Viridiplantae, Streptophyta, Magnoliopsida, Lamiales, Oleaceae. The transcript is spliced from 8 exons. Gene Ontology annotation, biological process: xenobiotic detoxification by transmembrane export across the plasma membrane. The record is from RefSeq and is a predicted model, not a curated record. Gene Ontology annotation, molecular function: xenobiotic transmembrane transporter activity; antiporter activity. Gene Ontology annotation, cellular component: membrane.